AUGUAUGUUCUAAAUCUUAACCUUACCAUAAAAAGAUAAUAGCUAUCUCCUUUUAUAAGCAUCACAUUUCUUCACCUUCAAUGUCAAAAGUUUUUCCAAGAAAUUCAUAACUACCUCUUCCGGUCACCGUGAAACCGGGGUUUUACCGGCUUUCGAAAUCACCCAAGACACUUAAAGUGACCAAAUUACCAUUUUGGUGAGGUAACUAACAUGGAAAUGAUGAAUUGGGAGCACAUGAAUUUGCUAAACGAGCUUAUUCAUGGACUAAAAGCGGCAAAGCAGCUUCAGGCUUCGCCUUCGCCAUCUUCAUGUUUGACGACGGAGAUGAAGGAGACUCUCUUACAUAACAUAGUUUCUUCCUUCGAGAAAGCUAUUUUGAUGCUAAACGGAUCCACCACACAAAACAUUCCAAUGACGGAGCUUGCGCCGGAUCUCCUAGCUCAUCCCGGUAGGGUUCCAGAAUCUCCAGCAUCGAUCACCGGAAGUCCGAGAAGCGAAGAGUUUUUCGAUGUGGGAUCGAAAGAUUGCAACCUAAGUUCUAAAAAGAGGAAGAUGUUGCCAAAGUGGACAGAGCAAAUAAGAAUUAGUCCAGAGAGAGGUUUAGAAGGACCUCAUGAUGGUGUCUUCAGCUGGAGAAAAUAUGGCCAAAAAGACAUUUUGGGCGCCAAAUAUCCAAGGAGUUAUUACAGAUGCACAUUUCGUAACACACAGUACUGUUGGGCUACAAAACAAGUCCAAAGAUCGGACGGUGAUCCUACGAUCUUUGAAGUAACAUACAGAGGAAUACACACUUGUUCACAGGGGAUCCCACCUCCAGAGAGAAGAGAAACUAAACCAAACCAUACAGUAGCUGUAAAUUACCAAACUAACCUCCUCGACAAUCUCAGGACCAAUCUCACCGUACGUACCAACGGACUUGAAGCCGACACUUUCUCAUUCCCUGUUACGUCGCCGUUUUACAAUUACGAGUCCAUCAAUGGUGGAACGAUUUGUCACGUGGGAAGCUCUACUCCGUCAGAUUUCACAGGGUUGAUCUCUACUAAUACCUCCACUGGAAGUUCUCCAAUCUUCGACGUUGAUUUCCAUUUUGAUCCAACGGCUGAGAUUAACACAGGCUUCCCGAAUUUUUUACACAAUUCGAUUUAACUAUAGUGAGAGACUAGAGAAAAAUAAAGAUUUUUUAAUUUG
This is a messenger RNA of Arabidopsis arenosa, 1188 nucleotides long. The record is from the annotation of a GenBank genome assembly. NCBI's taxonomy places the organism in Eukaryota, Viridiplantae, Streptophyta, Magnoliopsida, Brassicales, Brassicaceae.